UUUCUUCUAUUUUCCCUGAGUCCAACCUCUUAUUUCUGAAAAGUCCAACCUUUUCCUGACGAAUCUGAAUUCACUAUUCACAUUCAUCUUUCCUCCCCUUUUCUGCACCAAAAAUGACAAUCGAAUCUGUUCCACAAUUCGGCUUCGGCACCAAGGCUAUCCACUCCGGUGCCCCUAUCGAUUCCACUACCGGUGCCGUCAUCGAGCCCAUCUCGUUGUCUACCACCUUUGCCCAGUCUGAGCCAGCAAAGCCUUUGGGUAUCUACGAAUACUCGAGAUCCUCCAACCCCAACAGAGACAACUUCGAAAUCGCUGUCGCUGCCUUGGAAAGAGCCAAGUACGCCAUUGCUCUUGGUUCCGGUUCGGCUGCCACUGCCUUGAUCAUCCAAUCAUUGCCAAUCAACUCGCACAUCAUCUCUGGUGGUGAUGUCUACGGUGGUACCCACAGAUACUUCACCAAGGUCGCCAACACUCACGGAGUUGAGGCCACCUUUGUCGGCGACUUGGCUGCUGACUUGGAAGCAUCUAUCAGAGACAACACUAAGUUGGUCUGGUUGGAAACUCCAUCUAACCCAACUUUGUCUGUCACUGACAUCUCCAAGAUUUCCCAGAUCUUGGCUGCUCACGAGCAAAAGACAGGCAACAAGAUCUUGCUUGUUGUCGAUAACACCUUCUUGUCGCCAUACAUCUCGAACCCAUUGGUUCACGGUGCUGAUGUUGUUGUCCACUCUGUAACCAAGUACAUCAAUGGUCACUCUGACGUCGUCAUGGGUGUUUUGGCUACCAACUCCGAUGAGUUACACGAAAAGUUCAGAUUCUUGCAAAACGCCAUUGGUUCGAUUCCAUCGCCUUUCGACUCGUGGUUGGCCCACAGAGGUUUGAAGACAUUGCACUUGAGAGUCAGACAGGCUGCUACCUCUGCCCAGAAGAUCGCCGAGUUCUUGUCGAAGUCAUCCGGUGUCGUCAAGGUCAACUACCCAGGCUUGAAGUCUCACAAGAACCACGAAGUCGUAUUGCACCAGCACAGAGACGGCUUGGGAGGUGGUAUGAUCUCUUUCAGAAUCGAGGGUGGUGCCAAGGCUGCUGCCGUAUUCACCUCGUCCACCAAGUUGUUCACCUUGGCCGAGUCUUUGGGUGGUAUCGAGUCCUUGAUUGAGGUUCCUGCCAUUAUGACCCACGGAGGCAUUCCAAAGGCUGAAAGAGAAGCUAACGGUGUCUACGAUGACUUGAUCAGACUUUCUGUCGGUAUUGAAGAAACCGACGACUUGUUGGCCGACAUCCAACAGGCUUUGGCUGUAGCCACUGCCUAGUUCAUAGAGUUGGGUGUCGAAUUUGUACAAUAUAAAUGAACAUGCAUUUUGAAUUUAAACAGUAUUGUAGAAUUUCGCAGCCAUUCGCAGCCAUUCGUAAAUGUGAAAGGGAAGCUGCUAGAGUAGAUGAGCCGAGAAAUGCAGGAAGAAAAGUUUCUUUCCAUAGAACAGCCCCUCUGAAGAUACUGUGGGGAUCUUGUCGUUUUCCAUUAGUCGUUCGCUUUAGUCACAAAGCCUUAUCCCAUUUAUUCCAGAUGUGUUUGGAAUCUGGAACCUUUCCCAAUUGAGUACUCCUGCAGGGAAGUCCAGUAGGUGGAUAUGGAAGAGUUUUGGUAACUGGUGUUCAAUGUUGUAUUGCAGUCGUUAUGAGAGACAUUAGCCUAUAUAUACAAUAAAUAUAAUGGUUGUAUCUU
This is a messenger RNA of Scheffersomyces stipitis CBS 6054, 1723 nucleotides long. RefSeq names its product cystathionine gamma-lyase (gene CYS3). The record is from RefSeq and is a predicted model, not a curated record. Gene Ontology annotation, biological process: transsulfuration. NCBI's taxonomy places the organism in Eukaryota, Fungi, Ascomycota, Pichiomycetes, Serinales, Debaryomycetaceae. The transcript has a single exon. The coding region runs from base 114 to 1310 and encodes 398 amino acids. Gene Ontology annotation, cellular component: cytoplasm. Gene Ontology annotation, molecular function: pyridoxal phosphate binding; cystathionine gamma-lyase activity.